This is a messenger RNA of Micropterus salmoides (largemouth bass), 2808 nucleotides long. Its product is annotated as venom phosphodiesterase-like. The coding region runs from base 1728 to 2591 and encodes 287 amino acids. NCBI's taxonomy places the organism in Eukaryota, Metazoa, Chordata, Actinopteri, Centrarchiformes, Centrarchidae. The transcript has 9 exons. Gene Ontology annotation, molecular function: nucleoside triphosphate diphosphatase activity; polysaccharide binding; scavenger receptor activity. The record is from RefSeq and is a predicted model, not a curated record. Gene Ontology annotation, biological process: immune response; nucleoside triphosphate catabolic process.
GUGUGUGAACAAACUUGUACCAGAAAUAUUCUGUCAAAUAGUAGAGAAACAAAAGAGUGGAAUAAGAACUAGAGGCACAGUAAGUGGAAACUGUAUAGAACAACAUUUGGUCAGACAUUGUUUUCAGUAAAAUGCUUUGCCAUCCAAAAUUAAAACAUUGACAGAACUCAAGGUUUUUAAUACGCAUUUAAAGCAAUGGCUGUGAACACUGACUGUACAGGAUACAAUACAAUGCAUACAAACAUAAGGUUGCAUAUGUUAGCAUGCACAGACACAUGCACGCUUCUUAUUUUGUGUUCUUGUAUUGUUAAAUGUUUCUGGACUCUGUUUUAUAGUGAUUUCUACAUCUACUUAAGCCCAUAUAUUAUUUCAUGUACGGGAUGUAUUUAUUUGUGUGUAUUUUAACGGUUGUAAAUUUUAAACUCAAUUUUAAUUUUAUAAGCCUAACCGGGAACAGGGGUUGCAAAUUAAUCAUGGCUAGAAACCUGUAUGCAUGGCAUCUACUUUGUAUUCUUUAUAAAGCAAUGUUCUAUGCAAACAUUAAAUAAAUAAAUGAGAUCAACUUUAUUGUCCCUUAAGGGAAAUUUGUCUUGGGAUUAAGUUGCAGGUCUGACAGACAGACAGCCGACAUAGCCAUCCAUAAAACUGAAUACUGGCUAGGCAGCUAUAUGCGUGACAAAUAAGACUAAUAGUUGUCUUUGCAGAUUGAUAUCGACUCCAUACUGCUGACAGUGCCAAUCAGAAGUCUUCCAGUGCAAAGGUCCUAAUUUUUUAUUAUUCAAAAUAUAAGCGUAACUUGAUAAGCUUAUCAAGUCGGGCUGCUUGUCAGAGUUACUUACCUGUCAAAUAAACCAAUAAAUGUUUCCACCUUAUGAGCUGUUAUGAAUGUUUACAGGAAUCAGACCGUCUUACAUUGGCAGUUUGAAUCUCUAUACGGCGGCCGUCAGUUUACUGCAUUCCAGGACAUAACUUGUUAUUAUCCACGCUUACUACUGUGAUGGAAAUUUGAUAUUUUACUCUGUUUACUGUUUCACCCUGCAUGCUCUAUUAUUAUAUACAAAGGUCUCACUGUAUGGUAUUUGAUUAUUUUAUCAUGUUACAGCUAGGUGACGUUUUCCAUGGGAAAGAUGCUCGUUAGAGAGUUUUCUUAUCUGACUGACCUUGAUAGGCCUUUGACUCAGGACAGCUGGUCCCUACUCCCUUGCUCUUUUGCUUCCUGAGUAAUAAAAAGUCACCUGCUCCUUCACUGGCUCUUUGUCUUACACUCUGCAGACUGUUUGCACUCUGUAUGUUUGUCCGACCGUUUGCAAAGAAUAAAACCCUUAAAAGACGUCCAGAUUGAAUUCUUUAUUUCAGAAGACUCACUAAAGGUUUAAUUUCCAUUACACUACCUUUUCACCUCACGUGUAUCAUGUGAGUUUAAAGGUGUCAAAAGCAUUGUCAUCUGUCGUUUGAAAGACUGAAAACACAGAAACGUGAGGUUAUCUCAUCACAUUCUAGCAAUCAGUUACUUACCUAUUGCUUGCACCUGGUCCAGAGGUCACUGCUGUUAUUUCUCCUUUCUGUUAGUUGUCUGCGUUUUCUGUUUGUGAGAGUGUGUCACUUUUUUUUUUUUCAAGGGACUUUUUCCUCAUCCGAAUUGAGGGUCAGAUGCUUGGAGAACCCUCCGAGGCAAAUUUGUGAUUUGUGAAUUUGGCUAAACAUUGAAUUGACUUGACUUGGCUGCCAUGGGUUGGCUGAAGGAGUCGGAGAAAAAGAAGAAGAUCAUUAUAGGUGUCUUGGCUGUAUCGAUCGUGACCCUAAUCCUCGGUCUUGGACUUGGUCUCGGAUUGGAUUUGCAGAAAUGUCGAAACAAAGUUGUUCCCCAGACGUCCUGCAGGAAUCGAUGCUACGAGCCCUAUGAUGACGAGAUCCCCAGCUGCAGAUGUGAUGAAAACUGUAUCGCCAGCAGCAGCUGCUGCUACGACUACCAUGACAUCUGCACUGUCCCUACUCAGCAGUGGGAGUGCACGAAGCUGCGCUGUGGAGAGAAGAGGCUAACGCAGAGCAGAUGUCACUGCUCUGAUGACUGCGCGUCUGCAGGAGACUGCUGCACAAACUACAAACAUGUCUGCAAUGGAGAGAAAGAGUGGGUGGAGGACGAAUGUGAGGACCUGUCAGCCCCCACAUGUCCAGCAAGCUUUAAGCGCCAGCCUCUGCUCCUCGUCUCUUUGGAUGGGCUACGGGCUGAGUACUUGCAGACCUGGAGCUCUGUCAUCCCUGUUCUGGACAAACUCAAGAAGUGUGGAACCUCAGCACCGUACAUGCAGGCAGCAUUUCCCAGCAAGACUUUCCCCAAUCACUACACCAUUGUUACGGGUCUCUAUCCAGAGUCCAACGGUUUGAUUGACAACACUAUGUAUGACCCUGUGUUUGAUGCCACCUUCAGUCUGUCCAGUCCAGAGAAAGAUAACCCUAACUGGUACCUCGGAGAGCCUAUUUGGCACACAGCAAUGUACCAGGGGCUGAAGUCUGGGACUUUCUUUUGGCCAGGAUCAGAUGUCAAAAUCAAUGGAAGCUUUCCCAACAUCUUCCAACCUUACAAUGGGUAAGGACUGUCCUUUCUGUUCAGAGAGAGUUUUGAAUCCCAGGGAAUCAGAAUAAAACAUCUGAGAACAAUGUAUUUAGUCCAAACCAAAUGUGUCUCUUGUAGUUGUUGUGUAACUGUUUCCCUAAUUUGUUAUUGAACUUUCAGCUUCACCAUGAGAUUUUUGCGCUGACACCAUGUUAAAGUGUAUCAUUUGCUUUCUAGAAAAAAACAAACCAAAC